CCUAGUACCGGCGCCCCGCGUUGCGGCUGCACUGCGUUUGCGCGGUUGAAGGUCCAUCGCCGGCUCGGCACCGGAGCGACUAGUACACUCGGCGUGGCCGCUUCGGCGUCCCAUUCCCAUCUCGCGCAGCCUCCGAACGCCAUGACCGAAGCCCCACGCACGCACGCACCUUUGUUAUCGAUACUCUGCUUUACUCUACGCCUACGGAUUCGGCACGCGAGUGCAAAAAGCCACCCGCGUUUGACCUGUGAUCCAGCGCGUCUGCUCACGUCGCACGGCGCCGAGCACACAAGCGAGAGGAGGCUUGGGGAAAACGCGGAAGCUAGUCAAGAACCAUGUGUCUCUCCGCAAAAUUGUGCGCGGGGGAUGUGGAGAUCUCCGUGCGCACCGGACGUGAGCUGGUCGGAGAUUGUUCCAAGUCCUGCACCGGUCGACGGCUUUGUCCGAGGUUUUUUUGCGCGGAUGAUUCCCUCGGCGAAGAAGAAGGGUGCGGAAGAAGAAGAAGGAGAGGCUGCUGCUGAGACGGUGUUUUAUUCACCACCGUAUGCAGAUAACCGGUGAUACGAUUGGGUAUUGACUGGCAGGCAAGAUUCAAACUUCUAUCGUCAAAAAAAAAGGCGACGGAAGCAAGUUCCGGAUAAGCAGGAAGGGGAGACAAGCGUGCACAAAAGCUGCCGUAUGAACACCAGACAUCCC
Messenger RNA from Tricharina praecox, 696 nucleotides. RefSeq lists its product as uncharacterized. The coding region runs from base 142 to 561 and encodes 139 amino acids. The record is from RefSeq and is a predicted model, not a curated record. The transcript has 2 exons. Lineage: Eukaryota; Fungi; Ascomycota; Pezizomycetes; Pezizales; Pyronemataceae.